CACAGUCCAACAACACAUUUGCCAACUAUGACUAAACCUCGAUGAACUCAUCAACGAAAUUAACUUGCUUGUUACGGUUGGGCGCUCAAGUCCUCAGAUCGAGUGCCCUUGCGAUCAACGCACGCAACACCAUAUCCCGGCCAGUUUUCAUACGCACAAUGGCCUAUAACGCGCCUGAGUCAGCAAGCCCACAACAGACAGCACAGGCCCAGGAAUCGCAGCGAAAUGAUCCAGACGCUCAACCAUCUACAAAGGGCCCUCUGUCCCUACCAGAGCCGGGCUCAGACGCAACACAACUCAACGUCAACGGCGAAGGUGUCAGGCUGGACCACCUGGGGCCACUCGUAGUCAAUAAGGACGGCUCGCUCUCCAGGAUCGCGAACUGGGACAAGAUGGCAGAGAUUGAGAAGCAGAAUACGCUGAGGAUACUGGGAAAAAGAAAUCAGCUACGACUGAAUGGCUUGAAGCAUCAAGCUGAGGGUGAGGGGAAAUAGGAGGGUGCAGUAAGGGGAAGAGAUUGGUUUGGAGAAGCGAACAUAGAGUUGGUUUAUGAAUCAAUGGGUUUGAAAGACGGGAUGCGCUACUUGGAAGCCCACGUAUGUACUUCGUGAUUUUCGACGUGUGUUAAUGCCUGAUCGUUUCGACCCAGGCAACGUCUUUACGCGCGUGCAGUAGCAACUUGCGAAAGACUCGUCGAUGAAGCCGUGGUAAGACUGCUUCCAGAAAGUUGAGGUCGACGCAGUCCCCCAAGCCACAUAACUGGAAGGUGACACAAAUCACUCAAGCUCUUCAAUGUCGCUGCAUUAGCAAAAGUGAGAUGAACAGGGUGGCGUAUACGCGCUGAUAUCGCCUUGCGGUCGGCAUUGAAGUAGCACUGGAUCGUAGUCUGUCGAAGGCUAAUCAACUUCCACAAGCCCGCUAUACUCAAGCUGAGUGCCUCGUGACUUCAAUGGACAAAGUUCUGGAG
Messenger RNA from Didymella exigua CBS 183.55, 967 nucleotides. RefSeq lists its product as uncharacterized. The record is from RefSeq and is a predicted model, not a curated record. Lineage: Eukaryota; Fungi; Ascomycota; Dothideomycetes; Pleosporales; Didymellaceae. The transcript has a single exon. The coding region runs from base 159 to 494 and encodes 111 amino acids.